AUGUGCAUCCACACCAUAAGCCGCAUCCUCUGUCCCCGCUGCUGCCUCUCCGUCACUCUUACUUUCACCUCCGAAAGCAAGUGUCCCUCGGCCGCCGCCCUCGAUGACGGACGCUACGACACUUCCGUUCCCAAAGAACAUUGUCUAAAGUGGACCAAUAGGGAAAUCAGAAUUUUCGGCCAGGAACCGUGUCAUAAUUGUAAGGACCAGCAAGAGGAGGUGUCGGCGUCGGUGGGGGGAGGUGAGAGGAGUGAGGGAGGUGAGGGGAGUAAGGCGGGUAAGGGUGAUGAUGGGAUUAAGGCGGGUGAGGGGGUGAAAGGGGGAUAG
This is a messenger RNA of Neurospora tetrasperma FGSC 2508, 327 nucleotides long. RefSeq lists its product as uncharacterized. The transcript has a single exon. Lineage: Eukaryota; Fungi; Ascomycota; Sordariomycetes; Sordariales; Sordariaceae. Bases 1 to 327 code for a protein of 108 amino acids. The record is from RefSeq and is a predicted model, not a curated record.